Rhagoletis zephyria (snowberry fruit fly) is the source of this 813-nucleotide messenger RNA. Its product is annotated as zinc finger BED domain-containing protein 1-like. NCBI's taxonomy places the organism in Eukaryota, Metazoa, Arthropoda, Insecta, Diptera, Tephritidae. The record is from RefSeq and is a predicted model, not a curated record.
AUGGUGGUGAAAGAAUAUCAGCCUUUUAGUAUUGUGGAGGAUCCGGAGUUUAAAAGAUUUAUUAAUAUGUUAAAUCCGAACUACAAGCUUCCUACAAGGAAAACACUGUCCACAUCACUCAUUCCAGCGGCCUACAAGGAAACAUUGGAAGCCGUCAAAAAUCGUCUAAGUAAGGCCUUUGCAAUAUGUCUAACAGUUGAUGGAUGGACCUCCCGAGCACACGAUAGCUUCUUUAGCGUUACUGCGCACUAUAUAUCGGAAAGCAGCGAGCGAACUUUUUUGGCAUCAGAUCUGAUUACCUGUGUUUCAUAUGCUGACCGUCAUACCGGAGAAAACAUCAAAAAUAAGCUGCGUGAGAUAUGUGACGAGUGGGGAAUAGCAAAUAAAAUUGCGGUUAUAGUGACCGAUAACGCCGCAAAUAUGAAGGCUGCAGUACGUGAUGGUGGUUGGCGGCAUUGGGGCUGUUUCGCACACACUUUAAAUUUGAUUGCACAGGCAGGUUUAACAGAAAUUCAGGCGGUAUUAGAUAAGGUUAAAUCUAUAGUUCGUUUUUUUAAAAAAAGCUCCUAUGCAUACGCCAAGCUCAAAAGUACAUCAGAAAGCAUGCAGAUUCCCAUGUUAAAGUUAAUAAAUGAUGAUGUUACGCGAUGGAAUUCAACGUACGAAAUGUUGGAGCGAUUUUUAAAACUCAAAGAUGCUGUGAUAGCAACCUUAGCUUUAGUGAAGUCGUCUAUGCAGGUCAGAGACGAAUUUGUGAAGGGUAUUGCUCCUUUAAAUAACGAAGAGUGGCUGAUUGUAGCGGAAGUUGUGAAG